UAGAGACGUCUUUAGCUCCGUUCCUUUCACAGACCAGGAAGUGUCAAUGCUGGUUUACUGGGCACUACGGUAUUUUCAAAACUGCUGUUUCAAGCGUCUUAGAAGAGCGAGUAUCAGAGGUUUGGGUGAACACACACUGGUUGGCUGCAUGUGCUGUAUAACACAUUGGAAGAAUGACAGACGACAAAGAUGUGCUACGAGAUGUGUGGUAUGGACGGAUACCCACUUGUUUUACAUUGUAUCAAGAUGAAGUCACUGAAAGGGAAGCAGAACCUUAUUAUCUUCUCUUGCCAAGAAUAAGUUACCUAACUUUAGUCACUGAUAAAGUAAAGAAACAUUUUCUGAAAGUUAUGAAACCUGAGGAUGUUGGAGAGAUGUGGUUUGAAUAUGAAGGCACACCUCUGAAGUGGCAUUAUCCCAUUGGUUUGCUAUUUGACCUUCAUGCUUCUAACACAGCUCUUCCUUGGAACAUUAUAGUACAUUUUAAGAAUUUUCCAGAAGCAGAGCUCCUUCAUUGCCUUUAUAAGGACACAAUUGAAGCCUAUUUCAUGUCCUGCAUAAAAGAAGCAGAUGCCUUAAAACACAAAAGUCAAGUGAUCAAUGAAAUGCAGAAGAAGGAUCACAAACAGUUGUGGAUGGGCUUGCAAAAUGAUAAGUUUGAUCAGUUCUGGGCCAUAAAUCGAAAACUAAUGGAGUAUCCUGCAGAAGAUUUGGGGUUUCGAUAUAUUCCUUUCAGAAUAUACCAGGUAUCAGUCAAUAUACAUGUCCCCAUUCUUCUCCAAGCAAAUCUAGCCGGUGUGGCAUCAAGUGAACGGCCAUUCAUUCAGAAGUUAUUUCGACCUGUUGAUGCAGAUGGGCAGCUUCAGAGCCUGGGAGACUUGCUAAAAGAUGUUUUUCCUAUUGCCCUCACUCCUGAAGAUGGUGAAAAGAAAUUCCAAGUGAUGAUCCAUGGAAUUGAACCUUUGCUUGAGACCCCAAUGCAAUGGCUGAGUGAGCAUCUGAGUUACCCAGACAACUUCCUUCACAUCAGCGUCAUCCCUCAGCCCACAGAUUAAGGAAAAAACUAUAUAUUGAAACAUUCUCAGACCCAGACUGUUACAAACUGCAUAUAUUCAUACUGGAUGCAGUAACGUACAUCGAUGCUGCUCUUCUGUAUCAACAGAAGCAGGGAAAAAAAAACUGUUGCAAGACUAACAGGAAGAGUUUCGUCACCAGAUAAGAGCAGUGGGGCUGGGUCUAGCACGCAUCACAGCUGCUCUCAUUAACCUCAGUUACAGUAUACAGGAGGUAUUUUUGGACCACUGUGUCUUUGCUGUUUUCUUGUAAAAUACAGUAAAGGUGAAACAUUCUCAGCCAGCAGAGCAAAUGGAAAACUGUGGUAACUGAUUACUGUUUCUGAAGAAUAAACAAACAAACAAGGGUAUUUUCUAAUGUACCCAUAAGUGAGCAAUUAUGUUCAGGUAGUGGAAAUGUUGGUUUGAACUUUCCAGAGAAUUAGAUUAUCUCACGGGGAAAAUUAAGAAGUAUCUCUUUUCAUAAUAAUUAGCAGGUCAGUGUACUGCAGUAAAUUCUACCAGGUGUUUUGUAGCAGCUAAUUACUGUAAACCUCUUAUUUUUAGAACUGUUUGUAUGCUUAAUGUAUCUCUUUGCCUGCUUUGUUAAUUUCCAGUAUCAGACUGGGGUCUAUACACAGAUCUAUAUACAUAUAUAUAUUUUUUUCAUUACUUACAGUAACACAGGUGUAUGACAUUUAAUUUUCACUGUCACUACAAUGCUACUGCAGUUCUUACAAUGUCCAGAUGUUUAUAUUUUGAAAUAUAUGAGUGAAAGUAACUUUUUUCCUUCUAAAUUCUGUAAAAAUAUUGUUCUGAUUCUUAAGAAAUCAAAUCCUUUUACUGGAGCAAGACAUAGUCUACAAGGGACUUGGAUUAUUUUAAUAAAUGCACAUUAAACUUGUAAAUAGGCUGA
Protopterus annectens (West African lungfish) is the source of this 1968-nucleotide messenger RNA. RefSeq names its product autophagy related 5 (gene ATG5). NCBI's taxonomy places the organism in Eukaryota, Metazoa, Chordata, Ceratodontiformes, Protopteridae. The record is from RefSeq and is a predicted model, not a curated record. The coding region runs from base 174 to 1055 and encodes 293 amino acids. The transcript has 9 exons. Gene Ontology annotation, biological process: autophagy of mitochondrion; C-terminal protein lipidation; autophagosome assembly. Gene Ontology annotation, cellular component: phagophore assembly site membrane; cytoplasm; Atg12-Atg5-Atg16 complex.